AACCCGCCCGUGGCCAUGGUGACCGCCGGAGACACGCAGCUCCGCCCCUUCCUCGCGACGUGGCCCCGCCCCUCCAAACCCGGAAGCGCGGGGCUCAGGCCAGCUGCGCGAAAGAUUCGCGAGAGAGGGCGGUGGCCCAGGCCUGCUUGGCCGCGCGCCCCGCCCCUCGGAGGCCGGCUUUCCAACGCGCCCCCAAGGUCUGCAGAGCUUGCGGGUACAGAGCGCUCCACCCACCGGCCCCGACCCGGGCCCAGCAGCCUCCCUGGACUGGACCCGUGCUGGAGGGAAAAGCCGCCUUGGGGAGGCGGGAAAGGGAACUGGAGGCGGCCACGGAAGAUUAUUGUGGAUGAUGACGAUAGUAAGAUCUGGUCGCUCUACGAUGCAGGCCCCAGAAAUAUUAGGUGUCCUCUCAUAUUUCUCCCUCCCGUCAGCGGGACUGCAGAUGUAUUUUUCCGGCAGAUUUUGGCUUUGACUGGCUGGGGUUACCGGGUUAUUGCUUUGCAGUAUCCAGUUUAUUGGGACCAUCUUGAAUUCUGUGAUGGAUUCAGAAAACUUUUAGACCAUUUACAAUUGGAUAAAGUUCAUCUCUUUGGGGCUUCUCUGGGAGGCUUUUUGGCCCAGAAGUUUGCUGAAUACACUCACAAAUCUCCCAGAGUCCAGUCCCUCAUCCUCUGUAAUGCCUUCAGUGACACUUCUAUCUUUAAUCAAACGUGGACUGCCAACAGCUUUUGGCUGAUGCCAUCAUUUAUGCUCAAAAAAAUAGUUCUUGGAAAUUUUUCAUCUGGCCCAGUGGACCCUAUGAUGGCUGAUGCCAUUGACUUCAUGGUGGACAGGCUGGAAAGUUUGGGUCAGAGUGAACUGGCUUCAAGACUUACCCUGAACUGUCAAAAUUCUUAUGUGGAACCUCAUAAAAUUCGGGACAUCCCCGUAACCAUUAUGGAUGUGUUUGACCAGAGUGCACUUUCAACUGAAGCUAAGGAAGAAAUGUACAAACUGUACCCUAAUGCCCGGAGGGCUCACCUUAAAACAGGAGGCAAUUUCCCAUACCUGUGCAGAAGUGCGGAGGUGAACCUCUAUGUACAGAUACAUUUGCUGCAAUUCCACGGAACCAAAUACGCGGCCAUUGACCCGUCAAUGGUCAGUGCUGAGGAACUUGAGGUGCAGAAGGGCAACCUCGGCAUCAGUCAGGAGGAGCAAUAGCUGGGGCUGUUAGUGAUGGGUGGUCCAUGUGUGCAUACAAUCAGUGACGUCAGCGCCUGAGAGUCGGCCUCUGGUUGGUUGGUCAGGUUCACCGGUUAUCACUGUGUUUGGAACUAGGACUGAUUGUCAUCUUCGUGACAGGCGGCAGCUCUUCUAAGCCAGUGUAACUAUUCCUUCUUCAGUUUUUUUAGCCUUUGAACUUAAAGAAGUACUUUUGAAAACUCCCAUUUUAAGAAUUGUGAAAAUUUUGCUACCAAAAGUCUUCACCACUGUUUCUUUGAGGUUUGGGAUUUUGUGGGGUUUUCUCCUUUCCUUUCCCUUCCUUCUUUCCUUUCUGUUAUUUGCUGUUAAUGUUGCACAUCCACAUUGUGUAUCAAAAUGACACUGGUUAUUUUGAUGCUUUCUUGUUUAUAACCGUUAUCUGAGUGCCAAGGUAGUCACCCAGUGUUUGCUCUCCUGCAAAUCAAUGACUUCUAAUUUCAGUUCAGCGAAUUGUUUUCAGUUUUGGCUGUUGUCUUUCUACCCACUGCAGUCUUUGGAAUAAAAAUUCAACUUUAGUGA
Molecule: messenger RNA, 1761 nt
Organism: Sus scrofa (pig)
Lineage: Eukaryota; Metazoa; Chordata; Mammalia; Artiodactyla; Suidae
Gene: SPG21
Product: SPG21 abhydrolase domain containing, maspardin
Cellular component (GO): cytosol; trans-Golgi network transport vesicle
Molecular function (GO): CD4 receptor binding
Source: RefSeq, a predicted model, not a curated record